UGUUUCCCUUUCCUUACAUGGCCUGGUUCAGUCUGCUGGUUACAUCCACUCUGGAGUCUCCUAGGUGUCUCUGCCUCUGCCUCUAAUUGUCCCUUUUAUCUACAAGAAACAAAAACAAAACUCUUCUCUACCCACUAGGAGAAGUCAUUGUUUGGUUUAGACUUCGGGAUUGAGGUGCAUAUUUUACAUAUCAAAGCAGACCUGGCCUCCAGGUUCUCCCAGCAUCCCUCAGUCCCUACCUGGCACUCUGUCCCCGACCUUAAACUUUGCAGCCCAAGAGUUGGGCUGCCUUUCCCUCAGAGGCUCUUCCAUAUAUAUAUAACCCAGACAUUUUGUUCUCUUCUGUCUUCUCUCUUCUUCUCUGUCUGUGUUUACACCCUUUUUCUCUUUUCUUCCUUUAAUUCACACGUCAAGACUAAGUUCUCCAGGACAUGAAAGUCCCUUAGUGAAACCAGAGCGCAUUGAGACCCAGUUGUCAUUUCCCAACCCCCAGCCCCACUUCCAUGCUCAGGCCUCUUGCCUAGGUAUUGGGAUUGCUGCAUUACCUGACCUAACAAAAACUCAAGGCCAAAUGAAACCCCCACCUCCCACCCCCUGCCUUACAGAAGAGAGAAGAAAAAAGUUAGUAAAUCACCUGUUAGUGUUUAACCCUGGGGCUGAGUUCUUAGCACCUAAGUGCCAGCAGGGGUUGACCUCCCACAGGAAGGGGGAGGAGACCCUGGGGAAGCCUAAGGGUUCAAUGGCUUCAGACUGCAUCUGGCUACCUUCAGCCCACACAAACACCACAUACCCCCUGGGCAGGUGUGUAAGAAACCCCCAGGUGAGGGACCCCCCAGAGCCUGCCUGCUCCACCCUAUUGCACCCCCUCAAAGUAAAAGAAAAAAAAGCAGCCAGAGAAGCCUGAGCUUCAGGGUAGAAGGGAAGUUGGAGCCAGGUUGGGUUUCUUCUCUGCUCCUCUGCCCAGCCAUGGGGACUUUCAAUCUUUGGACAGAUUACCUAGGUCUGGCAAGACUGGUUGGGGCUUUGCAUGAGGAAGAGGAGCCUGAUGUCAGACUGAAUCCCAAACCAGAGCCCAAGCCAAGCUCAGCAAGCCAGCAAGCCAGCAAGGAAUCCUCAGCAGCUCCUGAACGCUUAUGUUCAUUCUGCAAACACAAUGGCGAGUCCCGAGCGAUCUAUCAGUCCCACGUCCUGAAGGAUGAGGCAGGGCGGGUGCUAUGUCCCAUCUUGCGGGAUUAUGUGUGUCCCCAGUGUGGGGCCACUCAGGAGCAUGCCCACACUCGACGCUUCUGCCCACUCACCAACCAGGGCUACACUUCUGUCUACUGCUACACCACCCGGAAUUCUGCAGGCAAAAAGCUGACCCGGCCUGACAAGGCAAAGACACAGGAUGUUGGCCACCGCCUUGGAGGAGAAGCAGCCGCAGGUUCCAAAAGUGGCAGGAAGCCCCCUGGACCUUCACCCUCGGUCUGCUGUCCCUCCACUACGGCCUAGGAGCUUGGAGUGGGGAGGACCAUGGUGGCACCAUUGCCAAGGGUCUGGACACAGGCAUCUGGAGACUGGACCUUGCUUAGGAUUGAGGCUGGCCACAGUCUUGUCAGAGAUCACCUUCCCCACCCUGGCCCUGCUUGUGUUGUUGCCUCAGCAUCCAAUAAAUGCUAAGGAUUGGAGCCUG
Mastomys coucha (southern multimammate mouse) is the source of this 1672-nucleotide messenger RNA. RefSeq names its product nanos C2HC-type zinc finger 3 (gene Nanos3). The record is from RefSeq and is a predicted model, not a curated record. Gene Ontology annotation, cellular component: perinuclear region of cytoplasm. The transcript is spliced from 2 exons. Gene Ontology annotation, biological process: oogenesis; negative regulation of translation. The coding region runs from base 967 to 1491 and encodes 174 amino acids. Gene Ontology annotation, molecular function: mRNA binding; zinc ion binding. NCBI's taxonomy places the organism in Eukaryota, Metazoa, Chordata, Mammalia, Rodentia, Muridae.